Messenger RNA from Copidosoma floridanum, 2169 nucleotides. Its product is annotated as transmembrane protein 64. Lineage: Eukaryota; Metazoa; Arthropoda; Insecta; Hymenoptera; Encyrtidae. Gene Ontology annotation, biological process: regulation of cytosolic calcium ion concentration. The record is from RefSeq and is a predicted model, not a curated record. Gene Ontology annotation, cellular component: endoplasmic reticulum.
UGAAGAGACAUUUUUUUUUUUCAACGCAGUAAGGAGGACUGAGCAUAAAAGAGGACCGUCUCUACAGGAGGUUCAAAGACAGAAGAAAAAAUCUUAGUCAAAGGAAAAGUUGUUCAAGUUACGGGCCAGAGACACAUUGGAAGGUUAAGAUAGUUGGGAAUAAUUGUAUUAUUAUAUUCCUUUUCUGUGUUGUCGAAGCAAAAUACGAGUAAUUAGUAUAAUGAUGAUGACGAAGCGUAGUUACUGCGAUAACGCGUUGAGGCUCAAUGCCUUUUUCACGACGUGUCGAAUCAUGACGAUUAAAUGGCAGUAGAGAGAUACCCAUUUACAUAUUGCAUAGACUGAUUCACUUUUUUGAUCAAGAAGAGAAGCCAAAGUGGGUUUACCUACUACCAGACGGCUUGAGCGAUGGAUGUAAUAACCAUAGAGACGGUAGAAUCUGGAAUAAGGCCAUUUAAGAGCUCAGCUGGAGCCAGCUCUAGUUAUAUAAAUUCAAACUCCGUAUGUUAUGUCAUAGUGAUCAUAGGCACUCUUGCAUUUCUGGGUGCCAUCACCUUCAUCUGCAGGGAUUACAUAAGGGUUCUGCUUUACUGGAUAGAGCAUCAAAAUACAUGGAUUGUCAUGAUAAUCAUGAUAGCCCUCUUCACCGUUGUCUCGUUUCCCAUAAUCGUCGGCUACUUGUUUCUAGUCAUCGCUAGUGGCUAUUUAUUUGGACUGAUCGAGGGUACAGCUAUGGUAGUGCUCUCUGCUAAUCUUGGCAUUGCUAUUGCUCACUUUAUAUUGAGCAGUCUGUCAUCCAGCUUGCCCAUUGGAGCACUCCUGCAGAGCGACACUGCCAGAGCAAUACUCAGAGUAAUUUCAGGACCACAAACUUUUAAGGUUGUACUUUUUACAAGACUAACACCAAUUCCAUUUGGUCUGCAGAAUACUAUAUUUGCAGUUAGUGGUAUACGUGGAAUCAAAUAUCACAUAGCCAGUGCUAUUGGACUUUUACCUGCACAGCUGAUCAACAUUUACUUGGGCAGCAGUUUGCGUUCAAUGCAAGAUGUCUUGGAGGAUAGAUCUACAGCUGCCACUGGUUAUAUUGUAUUUUGUUUUCAAAUUCUUAUAGCGGCAUCGUUGAUGGUUUAUGUUGUACAGAAGGCAAGGCGAGAGCUCCAGCUGGCUUUGUUAGAAGCUGAUUUGGCAUCUGUUGGAGACUCUGUGCACUGUUUCCUUGACAGCCCGUCAGAGUCUACAAAGAGUUUACUCACCAAUUUGAUAGCCUGAAUCAAUUAUUUCAUCAGUGAUACCAGUAUUUCCGAUUUCCAAAGAUUAUUUUUACCAAAUCUAUGAAAGGUACGUGCAACAAAAACAAUAAUUAAAGAUUGAAAACGCAAGACUCGCGCGACUUGAGUAAUGAAUAAUCUAUUUCAAAAUGAAAGUACUAUAAGUAUAUUUUGAAUACGCAUACUUUGUCGUCUGGUUUAAUUUUUUUUCACAUCAUAAAAACUGGAACUGAAAUGUGCCAAGCUGUUUUAAUUUGAUCGUUUGCAUUUUACUUUACACGUCUGCAUUUAUUGAUAAAUUGCUUUAAUCAUUUUGUAAGUGAUUUGGCUUUCUAAAAUACCUACAGAGAUUUAACUUUUAUCGAAUCGAUCGUAGUAAUUUGCGGUACAUUGUUUAUUGAAGUAAUUGUAUGUAUUAAAUUUUUGAAUCGAUUGUACUGAUUUAUAGUACAUUGUUUUUGAAGUAAUGAUAUAUAUAUACACAUGUACAAAAGUAUAAAUUUUCAAUGUAAAAAUUGUAUAAACAGGUAAUUACGUUUUGAUUGUGACUACUGAUUUUAACGUUAAUUGUAAACUAAAAGACUACCCAUGGGAUUUUAUGCAUGUACAAAUUAGACAAAGCAUUUGUAAAAGAUUGUAAUUUAUAAAUACACGUUUAUAUACUGUACAAGUUUUAACGAAGGAUUCCAUUUGGAAAUACUCAUAGAUAAGAUGUCAUUUUUAACGACCAUUUCAAUGAUGUUAUUUACAAAGUAUGUUUAUGUGUAUACACUUAGUGGUGUUUAUACCUUACUCAUAUAGGUUGUUGGUCUUCCACACGAUUUCAUAUAAAUGCAAUUUUUGUAUCUUUAGUUGAUAUAUACAUGUAUAUCCAAUAGCAAGUUUAUGGGUGAAAUUUUUA